AUGACCCUCACCACCGCCAGCUCGUCGCCUGCUACGGCUAGGAAACCCGCUUCCGCUCCAGAGAAGAAGUACAAAUGCCAGUUCUGCAAUCGCGCAUUCAGUAGAAGUGAACAUCGCAGUCGUCACGAGAGAUCGCAUACCAAAGAACGUCCCUUCAAAUGCCUUAAGUGUCGCAGUACCUUUGUUCGUCGCGAUCUUCUUCUACGACACGACCGUACCGUCCAUGCAAAGGACGGAGGCGUCCCACUUCACAGCGAGGUGAAGCGUCGAACAUCCACAAAAACUGAGCCUAAUGCAUCUGCGCCAUCGAAGCCAUCAGUCGCAGUAGAUAUCGGUCCUACACUUGAGCAGAUUGAAGCUACCAGCGUUGAUAUGGAUGAUAUUGAGACCGCUGCCAUGUUGAUGACUGAUUUCCGCCAUAAAGCGUUGGCUAGUCAAGAGCCAGACAAUUCAUACAAUGGACCUGUCCUUGGUCCCACUGGACCGUCAUUGAUUGAGCCAAACGUCAGCUAUCAGCAAGGGUCUGUUGCCCUUCCACAAAUGCCUUGGGAUGCGAUGCUACCACAGUCCGUCACUGAGCCCAAAUCGCACUCCGUCGCAUCGAAUGGCUCUCAUGAUGCCUUUCACGGUACAAGCACAGUCCCACCCCACAGCCAUCAACUGCCCCCGAUUAUGGAGCGAUCAAUGUCAGGCCUUGGUACCCCUGGAGCGCUUUCCCCGUACCCGAUGAUGGGACCAGUAUCUCCAGUCGACUACCGCCGUUCACCUGGCCCAAGUCAAGCCCUGACAAUCACCAAAGCACCACAAGUUGAAUCUGAAGAGGCAUGCAACAAGAUUCUCGAGAAUAUCAAGGCAUUCGACGGUGAGACUGCACUUUUGGAGACCUUCCGUUUGCCUAGUCGAAGUGUUCUGAAUCGGUAUUUGAUGACAUACUUCAACUUCUUCCAUCAUCACUUACCCUUUCUGCACACCUCGUCAUUUGAUCCUACCGAGCUCUCGUCCCCACUUCUCCUAGCUGUCCUCUCAGUUGGUGCACUCUACACCUUUGACCAAGAUCAGGCAUACAUGUUUCACAUUGGUUCAAAGGUUCUUGUGAACCAGUUCCUCCAGAACAAGGAGAAUUUCAGCUCUCGCAAAUGCCCUUUGUGGACCAUGCAAAGCACUCUUCUGAACAUGAUCUUUGCGAGCUGGAGUGGUGACCCCAAAGGUCUGGAAUGGGCGUGCUCAAUCAAAAGUCUGUUGGCAAACAUGGUAGCUGGAAAUCGCUAUGAGUUAAAGCUACGCACCGAAGCAAGAGUAGGCACCCAGCCAAGCCAUCCGGAGUGGAUAGAGGACGAGCAGUGCCGUCGAACUUACUACGCUGUUUACAUCUUCUUUGGCCUGCUCACUUUAACGUACAAUCAUACCCCGGCUAUCAGCUUCAAUGAAUUUGAUACUCUUGAGCUGCCAUCAUCAGAAUCUCUAUGGAAUCUCGAGGCAUCUGACGAAGAUUCUUGGCGUGAAAGCCUCGCCGCAUCGACGAUUGUUACUUUCCGCGAGGCGCAUGAUACACUAUUUAAAGGUGAAUCCACUCGGUACAGUGCAUUUGCAACUCGCGUCAUGAUCAACGCGCUCUUCCUGGAGGUUUGGUAUCACAAGCGCAGCCCGGAGGCUUUGCAGGAUGUCGUCACUGAAUAUAGACUUCGCCUUGCGCUGGAUUCUUGGAAUAAGUCACUAGAGAUUUGCGAGCCUGAAACAGUGGUCGUUCAACUCAGUGCUCCCCACAAGGGUCAUCCCCUCAUCUUUAACGCGAUGGCUUUGUAUCGCAACACACGUGCUCGUCUGGUAGUCGACCUGAAAUCGGUUCAAGAAGCACUUCGCUAUCACGACUCUUAUGAGGUUGCGGCUGCAAUGACGCACGCUCGUGAUCGCGUUGUGCGUUCAGAAGAGAUGCUCAAAGUCAUCCAAGAAUGCUUCGACUGCAUCGAGGUUGCUGCUGUACAGGGCAUCCGAUGGGUUGCUCGCACUUCGGCCACCAACUGGAGCGUCGAGCACCCACUUUGCGGACUUGAUCUCAUGGUCAUUCUUACCCUUUGGCUCUAUCGCCUGGAACACGACGAGGAGCCAGCGACAGAGGAAGAACUGGCCAUGUACAACAAGCUACGAAUGUUGUUUGACGAUGAGUCAGCUGGUGUCUACGGCUCGAAGCUCAGCUCGACUGUGGCAAGACUUUGGGGCAGCAUGAUCGACGAGGUCGUUGUUUGGGGGAUCACCAAACUUAUGGGCGAAGCUUUCAAGCUCCAUUCGCAGGCCCUCGUUGGGUAUGAAGACGCUGUCUCAUCCACAUCCGACUCCCCUGCCCCGUCAAUGGCACCACAAGGUGUUCGCGUGUUGGAAAUGCAGGCAGCAUAUUAA
This is a messenger RNA of Pseudovirgaria hyperparasitica, 2394 nucleotides long. RefSeq lists its product as uncharacterized. Gene Ontology annotation, cellular component: chromatin. Gene Ontology annotation, molecular function: RNA polymerase II cis-regulatory region sequence-specific DNA binding; DNA-binding transcription factor activity, RNA polymerase II-specific; zinc ion binding. NCBI's taxonomy places the organism in Eukaryota, Fungi, Ascomycota, Dothideomycetes, Acrospermales, Acrospermaceae. The coding region runs from base 1 to 2394 and encodes 797 amino acids. The transcript has 3 exons. Gene Ontology annotation, biological process: regulation of transcription by RNA polymerase II; DNA-templated transcription. The record is from RefSeq and is a predicted model, not a curated record.